AUGAAGGCCAUUGCUGUCGCAGGUGGCACAGGCCAUGUCGGCCGCACCAUUGUCGAAAUACUUGCCCAAUCUCCAGCCUUCAAGCUCAUUGUCCUGGGUCGUAAGGAGAGUCCAAGUAACCCCGAAGAGCCAGUACAUGUUGCAGUAGAUUAUUCCAACGUUGAGGCUGUGGCCACUGCGUUGGAACAGCACAACGUGCACACAGUCAUAUCCGCCAUCCAAGUCGCAAACGAGGAAGCCUCCGCAGCCGAGGCCAACUUGAUCAAAGCCGCAGGCCAGUCUUCUUCCGUGAAGCGGUUCAUCAUGAGCGGCUGGGGAUCUCUUCCCAGUGAGAUGUCUCCGACAUCCGUCUUUCAGAAAUCCUCCCUCGAGGCACUCCGCAAGACAGACCUUGAGUGGACUCGCUUCGCAGUCGGCUACUUUCUCGACUGCUACAAUUUGACCUCGCUCAAGACUCACCUGCCGCCCUUGUCCUUUGCCAUCGAUGUGGCAAACAAGAAAGCGGCCAUCCCGGGGACCGGCAAUGAGCCCAUCGCGUUCACCUAUACAUACGAUGUAGGCAAAUUCGUCGCCGCUUUUCUUGAAGAACCCAAGUGGGACGAGUUGACUUUUUGCUACGGUGAAAAGACGACAUGGAAUGAGUUUGUCAAGGUGGCCGAAGAAGUGACAGGCUCCUCCUUUGAUGUAACCUACGACCCUCUGGAAAAGCUUCAGAAGGGCGAAACUACCGAACUCCCCGCGCAAAAGGCAGAGCUCGCCCUAUCGCCCUUUCCCGAGGCCCUUACCCGACAGCUUCUGGCGCUUCUAGGCAUCUGGUCCGUCACAGGUCAAUUUGACAUACCGCACGAGGGUUCUCUCAACGCCAAGUAUCCGGAAAUCAAGCCCGUGACCAUUCGAGAAGCACUACAGGAUGGGUGGCGACGUUAG
Fusarium vanettenii 77-13-4 is the source of this 927-nucleotide messenger RNA. RefSeq lists its product as uncharacterized. The transcript has 4 exons. The record is from RefSeq and is a predicted model, not a curated record. NCBI's taxonomy places the organism in Eukaryota, Fungi, Ascomycota, Sordariomycetes, Hypocreales, Nectriaceae. Bases 1 to 927 code for a protein of 308 amino acids.